Messenger RNA from Pelobates fuscus (common spadefoot toad), 5660 nucleotides. It is a transcript of the gene DSEL, whose product is annotated as dermatan sulfate epimerase like. The transcript is spliced from 3 exons. The record is from RefSeq and is a predicted model, not a curated record. Gene Ontology annotation, molecular function: sulfotransferase activity; chondroitin-glucuronate 5-epimerase activity. Lineage: Eukaryota; Metazoa; Chordata; Amphibia; Anura; Pelobatidae. Bases 1388 to 5011 code for a protein of 1207 amino acids.
ACCCCCAUUCCCAUCAUGUUGCAAGCAUUCACCCUGUGCUGCACUCUGUAGUCCUCUCCCCGUCUCCUCUUCCUUGCCUUUUACUUGCACGCCCCGUUAUGUGUGUCUCUCCCCCUGGUGAAUGCUGAUUGCCUGUGCUGACGCUCUAGAGAUGAAACCUGCAUCAUAGAAAACAGACUCAUUUUCAGUACUUGCCACAGCUUACUACAAAUGCUGCUCUUGCAGCAGGAGGAAGAGGGGAGGAUUUUUACAUCGAUUGAUUCCAGACCCCAUAUCUCAUCCUGUACUUCCCCACCUCUGCCAGUAGAUAUUUGCUCGCAGCUAAAGGGGAAUUGGGUUUGUUUAGCUUUAGACUAUCUCUUGUACAGAGGACAUACAAGGUACCUGGAGAGGAAUUCUCAUAUAGAGAGCUGAAGUUACCACCAAAUGUCUACCUGCUUUGCUGAUCCCUGAAAAAAUGAGAUGCAAAUCAUUCUAAAACUAACAUAAACACACAUUCCAAUUCACAUCAGUCAUCUGUGCUAAAUGAUUCCACAUGAGGGAUGAGCCUUGCCCCAUUCUUCUUGGCUACGGAGUGUCAUCAAUUGGAGCAUCCACAGCAAGUACCCGGAGACCAAGUAUGAAGCUAAUGCGGUCAGUUUGAAUGGGAAGAUCCAUUAGACAGUUGCAAGUGAAAGAGCAUGGUAAAUGAACCCAAAACGGAUAUCUCACGAUUGCUCAUCUGAAAAUGGACUACAAAUAAACCAAAAGGAGCAGUGUUUUCUUGAACGUCCAUUGGAUAAACAAAUGUAAAAGAGGAAAGGAAAGUAUUUGGCUAAAGAGUUGCUCAGACCCAGCCUACAUAUUAUUUUCCUGCAUUGAAUGAGUCAAGCAUUUAAAUAGUUGGCAAUUGAAAAAAAAAUGGAUUAACAGUAUGGAAAAAUACAUUUAACAGUUUCUCAUUGAUGAAAUAAUGCAAGAAAUGACUCCUAAAUGACUACACAGACAAAUGUGAAAAUUGCAACUAUUUAACCAGAAAAGUAUGGAUACAGUUCAAAACAACCCAGUGUGUUGGGACAAACCUAUUUAUCACAACGUGAUUUUUAUUUCUCCAUAAUUAUAUUUAGUAUGCAUUGAAAAUGCUAAAGAAAAACACUUUGAACUGCACUUUUCUAAUUUGGAGCAAAUAGUCAUACAUUAGUAAAUGGGAAUUGGGUUUGAUAAUCAUAUACAUAGAAUAUAUUCCUCAAAUCCUAAAGAAAUGUGUAAUUUAGAAAUACCUUCAUAUACAAUACUCAUUUUAUUCUGACAUCAUAUCAUAUCAAUAAGACAAUUCAUAAAAUCUUUUUUAAUAUGAAAAAUAAUGUAUUUGUUUAGAAAUGUUAGAUGACUAACAGACUAAUGGAUCAUGGCUCUAAAGUUAAUAAGAUCCACUCUUUUUGUAACAGCUUCCAUAUUCUCUCUAUUACUUAUUGAUCCAUCUCUCUGCAAUUAUUCUGACUUGUUGGUACUGACAGAAAAUGUGGCACAUCAUCACAUAGUACAUGAUUUCACUCCUAACUUCAGGCAGAAAAACAAUCUUUUUCAUCCAAGUUUAUAUUUCGAUAAGGCAGACGUGCAAGGGCUAAGACAGAAAUCACAUACCAGCCAUUCACAUUUAUUUAGGACAAUUAGAAAUGCAGUCAAUAAAAUGCUAUCAAAUCCGUCUUUCUACCUGCCUCCACAAAAGCAUGCUGAUUUUACAUCCAAAUGGAAUGAGAUUUAUGGAAAUAAUUUACCUCCACUCUCACUGUAUUGUCUUCUAUCUCCAGAUGAUAAAACCGCACUUUCUUUUGCAGUCGAGUAUAUGGAUAGAAUGGCGAAUUAUAAGGACUGGUUAGUUGUCAGUGCUCCGGGGGAUGAAGUACCACUUGGACAUUCAUUAACAGGCUUUUCUACGGCAUUCGAUUUUUUAUACUUGUUACUAGACAAUAAUAGAAGACAAACUUAUUUAAAGAAAAUUUACAGUGUCACCGAAGAGAUGUAUGAAUAUUCUAAAGUUCGUUCAUGGGGGAAACAAUUUCUCCACAACCACCAAGCCACCAACAUGUUAGCCCUGCUCACUGGGGCUCUUGUUAUAAAUUCUUAUAAUGAAUUUCAAUCAAAUAUUUGGAAACAAUUAGUUAUUGAUGUGAUGGAAAAGACCAUGUUUCUCCUGAAUCAUGUUGUAGAUGGAUCUUUAGAUGAAGGUGUUGCAUAUGGAAGCUACACCUCUAAAUCAAUCACACAAUAUGCUUUCUUAGCAAAACGUCACUUUGGUAUUAAUCAUUUUGACAACAAUUGGCUGAAAAUGCACUACUGGUUUUAUUAUUCUACUCUUUUGCCUGGAUUUCAGAGAAGUGUUGGGAUAGCAGAUUCUAACUACAACUGGUUUUAUGGUCCAGAAAGUCAGUUAGUAUUUUUAGAUUCGUUUAUUCUGCAGAAUGGAGCUGGAAAUUGGUUAGCAUCUCAAAUCAGAAAACACAGGCCAAAAGAUGGACCAAUGGUACAGUCUGCAUCACAACGGUGGAGCACACUUCACACAGAAUAUUUAUGGUAUAAUCCAGAGCUUAUAUCUCAUCCACCCUCUGGUCAUGGUGUACCAAAAUUGCAUGUUUUUCCUAAUUGGGGAGUUGUAACUUAUGGAGGUGGUUUACCAAACACACAGACUAACACAUUCUUUUCCUUUAAAUCUGGAAAGCUUGGAGGACGUGCAGUUUAUGAUAUUGUUCAUUUUCAGCCAUACUCAUGGAUUGAUGGCUGGAGAAGUUUCAAUCCAGGACAUGAACAUCCAGAUCAAAAUUCAUUCACCUUUGCGCCUAAUGGUCAGGUAUUUGUUUCAGAAGCACUGUAUGGACCAAAAUUUAGUCAUUUGAAUAAUAUACUUGUGUUUGCUCCUUCCCCUACUAGCCAGUGCAAUAAACCUUGGGAAGGCCAACUUGGAGAGUGUUCACACUGGCUAAAAUGGACAACAAAUGGUUCUGGCGAGGCAGCUGGGGAGAUAAUAACAGCAAGUCAGCAAGGAGAAAUGGUGUUUGUAAGUGGUGAGGCUGUUUCUGCCUACUCCUCUUCCAUGAAGCUAAAAAGCGUUUAUCGUGGGUUGUUACUACUUAAUCAUCAAACUCUUUUAGUAGUUGAUCAUAUAGAAAAGGAUAUAGAUUCUCCAGUCUCUUUAGUUAGUGCCUUUUUCCACAAUCUUGAUAUUGAUUUCAAAUAUGUUCCUUUCAGGUUUUUAAACAAAUUCAGUGGUGCCAUGAUGGACAUAUGGGAUGCUCAUUACAAAAUGUUUUGGUUAGACCAAAAUGGUAAUAGCCCAGCUCCCAAAAUACAAGAAGCAGAGCAAGCUGCUGAGUUUAAAAAGCGCUGGACCCAAUAUGUAAAUGUUACCUUUCAAUUAAACCAAAGAAUAUCUAGAAUUGCAUAUUUGUUUCAUGGUCCAUAUGUUAAUGUGUCACAUUUGAAAUUCUUAGAUGAUAGCAAACUUGGAGUUAAACUUUCUGUAAAUAUUAACAAUUCUGACAAUAUCGUUACAUUGGUGACAGAGUAUAACAAUUUAGGUACUCGCUUUAAGUUUCUUGGAUUUGGUGGAUACGCAAAAGUAGAAGAACAGGACAAAAUAGUACGAUUUGGUUUAGGAGUUGAGCAUGUUGAAAAAAAUAAGGUUACCACUAUGAAUGUAUUUAACUUUGGAUUUAAACUCUAUGUGAUCAUAGGCUUAAUUUUAAGUAUAAGUUUAGGAAUUUUAGCAUUUCACUUGAGGUUCUAUAUUUCUUUUGGAAAGUUGAUGCGCUGGGUUUUAGUUUUUAUCAUAACUCUGUGGUUUUUUGAGUUAUUGGAUGUGUGGAGUUCAUGUACUCAACCAAUUUGUGGGAAGUGGAACCAUGAAUUACCCAACACACAGAAUAAGAACGAUGACAGAGAUGCUAUAGAACCACCAACAGUAGUAAUUGCCUCUCUGCCUGGUUCAGGAGCUGAAAUCUUAAAACAGCUGUUUUUCAACAGUACCGAUUUUAUAUAUAUUAAGGUCCCUACUACUUACAUUGACAUUCCUGAGGGAGAAUUUAAAAUUGAUUCCUUUUUCGAUGCAUGUGAAUGGAGUAGUUCUGAUGUAGAUGAUGGACAUUUUCAACUAAUUCAAGGCUGGCUUCGGUCACUUCUACAAAAUACAAAACUGCACCUGCAGAAUAUUGAUUUAAAUGAACCAAACAAACCAAAACUCUUUCAUCGUGUUACCAUUGGCAAAGAUAUUAAUAGAAGAAUUAAAAGACGAGAUACAAUUUUAGAGCAAAAAAGCAGAUUUAAAGUAAAGUAUGACAGAGAUGCUGAUAAUGUCAGACAACUUCGCAAGCACUUGGUAAUGUUUCCAAAUGUGCAACCAGUACUAGGUUUAAGCAGUGGAAGCUGGACAUUAAAACUUCCAUUUUUACAGAAAAUUGUUGGACCUUCCUUCAGGGCAUUGUAUGUUGUUCGAGAUCCUCGUUCCUGGGUUUAUUCGUUGUUGUAUAAAAGUAAGCCAAAUUUAUUUUCGCAGUGGAAUGUUCAAAAGCAUUUAUCAGUAAUCUUCAAAGAAGAUACAAAACAGAAAUGUGUCUCUCAUAUAGGGUAUGCCUCUGAAUUUGAGUCUUUAAAAGAGGAACUUUCAAAUUCAAAAUCCAAUGAUAUAUCCAAACUGUCCCAUUUAUGGUUGUCCAACACAGCAGCAUCAAUCAGAAUAAAUAAAAAUUCAUCAACUAAAAAUUAUCAGUUGAUUAAAUUUGAAGACAUUAUAAACUUUCCAGAAAAAGCUGCAGAAGGAAUUUAUAACUUUUUUGGCAUUCCUCUUUCUCCCGCAACUUUGAAUCAAAUAAUGUUUGCAAGUUCCACUAAUUUAUUUUAUCUUCCACAUGAAGGAGAGAUUUCAUCAUCAAGCAUGAAUACAUGGAAAUUAAAUAUGCCUAUAGAAGAAAUAAAACUAAUAGAGGACAUCUGUUGGACAUUAAUGGAUGAACUUGGAUAUUCAAAGUUUACAGAGUGAGGCAUUGUUGCAAAUACUGUUAAAGGGAAACUCCACGGUCAUUUUGUCACCUUUUUAAGCAUUAAUGUAUAUAUUUUAACACCAUGUUAAUUUAUGUUUUACCAUAUGGAAAUGAGUGAUAAAUGGGUUGCUAUAUCUCACCUGCUUCUUUGUUGAUGAUGAUGUCAUCAAAAAGGUUCACAGCUCAGAUAUUUGCUGCAUGAAAUUGUCCUUCUUAGUGAAGCAUAAUGUUUUAAUACAUUUUUGUAAAGGGACAUUAUAGUCCCCAGAACAACUAUAACUUAUUGUAUUUGUUCUGGUGAUUUUAGUCAGUUCCUUCAGGCUUUUUGCAGUAGACACUGUGUUUUCAGAGAAAAGGCAGUGCUUACAUUACAGCCUAGGGACACCUCCAGUGGCCACUUCUCAGAUGGCUACUAGAGGUGCUUCCUGGGCACCUCAGCAUGGAGACAAUGAACUUCCCUCAUAGAGAUGCAUUCAUUCACUCUAUGAGGAGAUGCUGAUUGUCAAGGGUGGUGUUUGGCCCCUUCCCCCAAACACUCUAUGAGAAAGCAUUGUGAUUGGCUGAGAUCAUCACAUCUGAUAAUGUCAGCCAAAGAGGCAGCACCAGCAGAUUGUAAGAUUUGACUAUAUUUAUGGGACAACGAAGGUC